GUCACGACGCCAGCGCCGCCGCCGUCGCCGAGGUCGCCAGAGUCUUUUCCUAAUAGCCUGGGUGAUAGCUGAUGUUCACACAGACUGUCUUCAGUCAUGGCCUUGGGUUUAAGGUGCUUCCGCUUGGUCCAUCCUGCCUUUUGCAAUUCUCUUGCAGCCUUGACCAGACCUGUUUCGGAAGUUAUGCUGAAGACAGUGAGUGGAAGACAAAAUGACCACGGGCAAUACGUGGCCUAUGCAGCUAUACCAACCCGUCAUUUUGCUACCAAGAAAGCCAAAGCCAAAGGAAAAGGACAGUCCCAAACCAGAGUGAAUCUUAACACUGCCUUGGUGGAGGAUAUAAUCAGCUUGGAAGAGGUGGAAGAAGAAAUGAAGUCUGUGAUGGAAGCACUCAAGGAUAAUUUCAAUAAGACUGUCAAUAUAAGGACCUCACCAGGAUCCCUUGAUCAUAUCACUGUGGUAACUGCUGAUGGGAAGCUUGCUUUAAACCAGAUUGGCGAGAUCUCCAUGAAGUCGCCACAGCUGAUCUUGGUGAAUAUGGCCAGCUUCCCAGAGUGUACAGCUGCAGCUAUCAAGGCUAUAAGAGAAAGUGGAAUGAAUCUGAACCCAGAAGUGGAAGGGACGCUAAUUCGGGUACCCAUUCCCAAAGUAACCAGGGAGCACAGGGAAAUGCUGGCCAAAUUGGCCAAACAGAACACCAACAAGGCCAAAGACUCCUUACGGAAGGUUCGUACCAACGCAAUGAAUAAGCUGAAGAAAUCAAAGGACAAAACCUCGGAGGACACCAUUCGACUCAUAGAAAAGCAGAUCAGCCAAAUGGCCGACGACACCGUUGCAGAGCUGGACAAGCAUCUGGCAGUGAAGACCAAAGAACUCCUUGGAUGAAAGUCACGGGGCCAGUUUCUAGGGACCCACCUGGUGGCAGAUUGGCAUCUCUGUACCCUGUCCACACAGAAGGCCGACACCCUGUGCUCAUCAGUCCUUGUGAGGCCCAGCCUUCCAGAGGGACACCCAGACUUGUUCAGUCCCUUCCUCCGGCCCUGUCGCCCCGAUCUGCUCUGGGCCUUCUGGCACAGGUGGACCUUUGGAGAAUCUCUGCUGCUGCCUAAUGACCAGGGCCACCGGCAGGCUGACCACUGACUAGUCCUCAUCUCAGGAGCCUCCUUUCCAAAUAAUUAGUCCGGCCCUGUCCCCAAAUUUCAACGUUGCUUGGGCUGAUGUGGGCCUUCACUUGUGACUGGAUACUUUUGCGAGAGGCCUAUUUUCACCAAGCAAUAAAAUCAAAAUAAAUUGGAAAUAAUAACCUCAAAGGAAAUGAUAGAGUCCUUGUAGAUGAAUGAUUUCUAAGGAGCUGGUGUGUGGAAAGCAGCCAGAACAAUACUUUUCCCUCAGUCAUUUCACACAUGCUCUUUACUCUCCGGACCUUUCCCCGACUCCUCACCGGGCCAGUCCUGUGCCUGCUUCACUUCUCAGGGGGCUGGCACUUCCUCGGAAGCCUCCUUUCCCCCGGCUGAGAACCCCCAGUAUUGGCUCUCACCCACACCUUAGCUGUUCUUUUUGAUAAUUAGUCUCUGUAUCUUCAGUAUCCUCAGAAGUUGACAUAAUGCCUGGAACCAAUAGGCACUCAAAUGUGUUGUGAAUGAAUUGCACGUAAUAUUUGCACAAUAAAUGCUGGCUUCUUUUCCUUUCUU
Molecule: messenger RNA, 1691 nt
Organism: Myotis brandtii (Brandt's bat)
Lineage: Eukaryota; Metazoa; Chordata; Mammalia; Chiroptera; Vespertilionidae
Gene: MRRF
Product: mitochondrial ribosome recycling factor
Exons: 7
Coding region: 97-885 (262 amino acids)
Biological process (GO): translation
Cellular component (GO): mitochondrion
Molecular function (GO): ribosomal large subunit binding
Source: RefSeq, a predicted model, not a curated record